This is a messenger RNA of Cynara cardunculus var. scolymus (artichoke), 1023 nucleotides long. Its product is annotated as CASP-like protein 4A4. The record is from RefSeq and is a predicted model, not a curated record. Bases 130 to 777 code for a protein of 215 amino acids. Lineage: Eukaryota; Viridiplantae; Streptophyta; Magnoliopsida; Asterales; Asteraceae. The transcript is spliced from 3 exons.
AGAAAUUCUCUAGGGGGUUUUGUUGACUGCAUUUGUUUAUAGAUAUUAGGUUUAUUUCUACCCGAUCGCAAUUAAAUAUAAGAUGGUUAUGGGGAUGAUGCUUUAGAGAGGGUAAACAGGUGAUCUCAGAUGAAGGAAGGAAGUGGUGUCUUGAUGAUGGCUGUUGUUUCUCCAAGUGCAGCUGCUGCCGCCGCCGCCUACUCGUCUCCGGCCAUGGUGGUCCCCACGCCGUCCCCGUUCUCGUUUUCGGUUGCUUCUACAAGAUGGAGUUCGUCUAGACCUUCUAUUCGUAUGUCUGGUCUCUUUUGUAGGGCGAUGGUGCUGGUUUUCUCUUUUGCUUCUUCACUGGCACUCGCUGCCACCAUGUCUAACAACAAUCAUCAUGAAGAUAAGCCGAACGAUGGUCAUGAAGAUGAGCGGAGCUUCCAAGAAUACCCGGAAUUCGUAUACAGCUUCGUGGUGACCACUUUGGUUUUCGUCUACUCUGCAUAUCAACUCUUUAAAGGCGUUACCGACAUUGCUUAUAGAGGCAUUUUCAUAUCCGAUAGGACCUCGGACUACGUUAGCUUCGUUCUUGAUCAGUUGGCAGGCUACCUCCUACUUUCAUGCUCUUCAGUGACAGCAUUAGCAAUCCAUCAUGAAGAGGUGGAAGCAAAGAACACAUCAAUGAUGAAAGCAGCAAUGGUUUGUGUUUGCAUGUCUUUUGUUGCAUUUUUUAUAACUGCAGCUUCUGCAAUUCUGUCUGGCUACAAACUCAGCAAAAGAAUUAUGUGGUAGAACACAUAUCAACAUGUUAUUUGAAUACUCGGUGUUUUUGUACAUCUAGAUCUAGCUAUAGCUAGUAAAUAUGUCAGUAUAAAUAAACUUGUAACUUCAACUUUGCGAUGUUGGUACAAAACCGUACCAACAUGUACCAAUCGAAUAAAAGUUGGUACCAAGUUUACUUGGUUGGUACAUGGUAUAAAAUUCUGCGUACCAAUUAUAAUUGGUUGGUAUGUAAUAUAUUGAAAAAAAAAUUGAUAC